AUGGCACCAAUACAUACCUUAAAUAGUGGAUCUACUGUUGCCGAAAAUUUUCAAGGGCGUGGAUAUAAAUUAGAUAGCACUAGAGAACGUGAGCUUGAAUCUGAACGUAAUGAGUUACUCAUUAAAACCGAAUUUUUUGCUAAUAAAUGUUCUGAUUUUAGAAAUGCCAAAGUGCUUGCAGAAACACGAUCAGAUGAACUUGCAAAAGAGUUGAAAUCAAAAAAUGAAAAAAUUUUACGUCUCCGGAAAAAAUUAAAUCGAAUCACCGAUGCCAAAACACGAAAUGACUCAAAUAUGAAACAACUCAAAGAAGAAAUCAAACAGUUACAGAGCGAAAAUACUAAUCUUGUAUCCCAGGGUGCUCUUAAAGAACUUUCUCUUACUGGCUAUCAAACCGAGUAUUACAAAAAAAUGGAAGAGGCGAAUUCUUUCCAAUCUAGAAUAAAGUCAUUGGAAGAGAAAUUAUGA
Molecule: messenger RNA, 468 nt
Organism: Entrophospora sp. SA101
Lineage: Eukaryota; Fungi; Glomeromycota; Glomeromycetes; Entrophosporales; Entrophosporaceae
Source: the annotation of a GenBank genome assembly